This is a messenger RNA of Drosophila melanogaster (fruit fly), 1196 nucleotides long. It is a transcript of the gene GV1, whose product is annotated as GV1. The record is from RefSeq and is marked reviewed. Bases 186 to 1067 code for a protein of 293 amino acids. The transcript has 5 exons. NCBI's taxonomy places the organism in Eukaryota, Metazoa, Arthropoda, Insecta, Diptera, Drosophilidae.
UCAGUGUGGCCCGUGUCUUCAAUGAGUUUUGUCAUGCUUUAGCGCAGAAACAGCGGUUCGAUAUCGUGAUACCCACAGCAUAUAAACAGUAUAAUAUACUAUAUCCUUCAGAUACCAGAUAGCAGCGGCAAACUAAGCGACUUAGAAGUUUCGAGUUUCAUUUGACCAAACACAAUCGACACAAAAUGCUCACUCCUUGCCUGCUGCUAGUCGCCACAGUCGCCAGUUUCAGCCUCCACGCGCAGGCCAUCCGGGUGGACUGGGGCACCAACACAGGACCCAUAGCACCACCUCCGCCGCGCACCACUCCGCAGCCGCCGAGGAAACCAUACCGGGAUCCAGCGCCCGUCUGGGAGGACCAGAGCGAUGACGUACCCAACCCCAAUCCCUAUGUCUACGUGUUGCCACCGCCUUCGAGACCAAGGACCUGGGCGAUUCCCGCCGGACCAUAUGCUCCGCCCAACUACAACAACCUGCCGCCCAAGGGCAACAACUACGGCCAGCUGGCCAGCAAUUCCUACAGCGGAGGAGUGACCUCCGUGCCGGGACUGGCCGCCCAGUAUGUGCCCGGAGUGGGCAUCAAGUAUACGGCAAUUGUGUCUGAUAAGCUGCAGGGCAAAUACAAUGCGAAGACCAAGAAGUACAAGGCCUAUGAGAAGGCCAAGUACGCUUACCCCUGGAACUAUUUGCAGCAGUUGCCGGUGGAGGAGAAGGCCUUGGAAUGGCAGGCGGAGCUCGAGAAGCGACUCGACGAGGAGCAGUCGCGGUCUCAGGCUCUCAGUUCCUCCACGACAAGCACCACUUCCAGCACCUCAACAACCACCAGUACCACCACCACACCAGCACCACUUCCAUCCGCAGACAGCAACACAACUGCCGCAUCGACGACAACAUCUACGAGCACGCAGCAGCCCACAACAAUUGCCAAUUACAAGCUGGCACACGAGAAGAGCGCCCAUCUGAAGAAGCACAACAAGCAGAAGAAGCUCCUCCAGCUGCACAUGGAGCAGGAGAAGAAGGCGAUGAAGAAGCUGCAGCAGGAGCAAAACUCGUUGCAGACCAGUUGAGCGGGCGCGAUCGACGGCUAGCAGCUGAAAAACAAGCAAACAUUUAAGCGAACAUUACCUUUAAGACUUGCCCACAAUGUUGUAAAUAACUAUUAAUAAAAUUAAACAUCCCAUAAUAAAACGUAAUCG